UUCCACAAAAACUACAAAAAAAUUCCGAUCUGACCAACCACAUCCUGCCAAUAGUCAGUAACUCAAGAGCCUAUAAGUAUGCUAUUCAAGCAUGUACCGACUCCUCGUUCAAGUCCAUUGAUGCCCUGAUAGGCGAAGAUGCUUCCAUUCGUACUCCCUUAUCUCAUCUCCUAUGGAAAGAAGGUGACAGCAACAACAACCUGGUUUAUUCAAGACCUGUUAAGGCUGGUACAGUCUGCGGUUUAGAAGAACUAAAUAGCAUGCCAGUUGGCAAAGUUGGCAGAAGCCUAAUAGCUGGAUCAGCACCAGCAACUCGGGCAAAUAGAAGCAUUAGCAGCAGCAGCAAUUCUACCAAAUCUUCCGCCUUGUCAACCCCCCUGAUUAACCAUUCGACAGUGUCAAUAUCCUCGAAAGGGAUAGGUGGAACAACGGCCCCGAUGAUGAAUGGAACAAAUGUUAAUUCACCAGUAAGAUCGCCCGCUUCAAAGGCAUCCGGAGUGAGGCGGAUAUAUUCUCAGAUCACUGAUCCAAAGUCGAUGCUAAAGCUACCACCCAAAUACUGGAGCAUUCAUUCCAGGAUGAGCAAGAAGCAAGAGGCUAGUGCUAGUCGGAAAACGACGAAUGGGGAUAAUGACUGUCAGGAGCAAGCAAGCUUAGCUUCGAAAAAGUAA
Messenger RNA from Protopolystoma xenopodis, 671 nucleotides. The record is from the annotation of a GenBank genome assembly. Lineage: Eukaryota; Metazoa; Platyhelminthes; Monogenea; Polystomatidea; Polystomatidae.